Molecule: messenger RNA, 3674 nt
Organism: Caenorhabditis sp. 36 PRJEB53466
Lineage: Eukaryota; Metazoa; Nematoda; Chromadorea; Rhabditida; Rhabditidae
Source: the annotation of a GenBank genome assembly
AUGUGCAAGAGGCCGGAGGAACGAUGGAAGUGUGCGAAUAUGGUGUUGAGGAUGACAAUGAUGAUGAUGAUGAUGAUGAUGAUGGUCGGAACGAGUACAGCAGCUAGUGAGUUUGAAACUUUCCCGAACAAAUUGUGUAGAAAAUUAUUAGAGCCAACAUUGUUUAGUGAUGAUUACUGUUUCUAGAACAGUUUGUAGCUUUAUGGGGUUUUUCAGGCUGUGAAAAAAAUGAUUUUUUUCCGUUUUUUUCGUUUUUUUACGUCAAAAAACCCAAUUCAGCGAUGUAAAAAAACAAACAUACGCUGAAUAGCCCCAUUAGAAAAUGGUGAACUUUAUCUCACUUAAAAUAGAGCUCGGUGUUGUAAUGUUGAUUUUUCAGUUUCUUGCACAUACCUCACCAAGACUAGCAUUUUCGUAGACUUUUUGAAGCCUAAACGAACAUAAUUAAUUCCCUAGUUGAAAUCUCAAAUAAUGCCCAUUCUCUAAACCAGACAAGCGCAAAGAUCAGACCUUUUUAAAUCUAAUUGCUCAUUCUAUGUUUUCUGCCGAUGCAGUCACAACCCGAAUGACGAGAUUUUCGCGAAAUCGGAUUUGAAAUUUAGAAUUCAUUGGGUCGCCGCUUCCAUCAAUAAAUAAAUAUCCAAUGAGAAAGUGAGGGUGGUUUUUUGUUUCCAGGAGAAGCAUUGAUGGAUGAUUACGGCGAGUUUCUGCCGCACAUUCGACUCGCCAAAGACCUGAUGGACCCGAGAAGGUUCGGCAAACAGUAAAGACGCGGAAGUUGAAACAAUGCAAUUUAGGUACGACAGUCGAGUGCGGCCGGUGAUGAAUCACUCGAAACCGACGACCGUCUCGUUCUCGAUGAGUUUGUACCAGAUUUUGUCUAUUGUGAGCGAGCUAGUUUUUCGAUUUUUCUCAAAAAGAGAGAGAGAGUUCAGAAUGAAAAGCAGCAAAAUGUGGAUUUGAACGUGUGGGCGAUUCAAAAGUGGAACGACGAUUUUCUCGGCUGGAACCCCUAUCUUUACGGAAUGAUCAACACGACAAUACUUCCGUUCGACGCGAUUUGGCUGCCCGACACUUAUCUAUACAAUAGGUUCGCUCGCCGCAUUAUUAUUUUUUCGAUGGCGCCCCGACUGCAAUUAUCGCCUUUUUCUAGCGUCGUGAUGAAUCGCGAGGAGACGGAACGUUAUAUCAAUGUGGUCGUGACGACCAACUAUUGGAAGGGUGAGAAGGGCGCCGAGGUGAAAUUCAUGUAUCCGGCGUUGUAUCGGACGAGCUGUUUGUUGGACAUCAGGUUGGUUUUGAAACAUUUUUGCAAGAUUUACCUACUGGAAAUAUGUAGAAGGGCACCUCAGUACCGACUAUAUUCAAAAAGGUGUUUUUCAGCGCCACGGUCUCCAGAGCUUACAAUGGGCGCAAGUGCGCCCCGCCCAAUAGAGCGAUACAUUGGCGCGAAAUUCACAUUUUAACAGCAAAAUUUGUGUUUUUUGCCAGAUUAGCCACGAAAAACCGAUAAUUUCUCAUUUAUCUCUCGAUAGACCGAUUGUAUAGGCUAUUACGAAUUUUUUAAGCGCAAGAGCGUUAAAUUUGGUCAAGUCGCAAAUCACAUUUAUCCGUUUGAAGGUUUUUCGCUAAAACUGCGUGAAUUUCAGUUGCUUUUCGGUUGUUUUCGCGGUUCGAGCGCUCAAAAUGCUUGUAUUUACGUGAUUUAUCAUUCUCAAAACCAAUUCUGUCGGAAAACGGUCAAGAAAGCGCAAAAUGAGAAGUGCGGUUUUAAGGCGGCGAUCGGCGGCGAAGGCGAAAAAGCAAAGUCCGCGAAUAAUGCGCCAAAACAUCAUUAAUUGUGAGAAUUAGUGUGUUUUCAUGUCGAACAUGCAUUUUUCAUCGCCUUUGACCACAAAAAUCAGAGGAAACCUGCUCAAUUCAUGAAAACGCCAUUUGGCCGCCGAGGCCACGCCCAUAUUGUCAGCUCUGGAGACCGUGGCUCGGUUAAAAGGUAGUCAACUAAUGCAUUGCUUAAGAAGACAUUCCGCAUAAUUUACCAAUUGGCAACUUUCUGAUAUCUCUAUUGCCAGCUGAGAUACAUCGUUUUGAAUGGGUGAUACACAGAUUUUACACAUAUAAAACACAGAUUCUUUCCGUACGACCAACAAGCGUGCAAACUGACCAUCUCCUCGUGGACCUCAUCGAAAUCCGACAUAAACUACGAGCCCGAGUACGAAUCCGUCAAUAUGGACAACUUUUUGCCGAACGAAGAGUGGGUCGUCGUCAGUUUCAACAUUAAACGCAUCGAGGAGAAGUUUGUGUGCUGUCCGGAGCCGUGGGUUCUUCUCGAAGCGGUGCUCGUGGUGCGGAGGAAGCCGUUGUAUUAUAUUGUGAAUCUGGUCAUUCCCACUUCUGUGAUCACCCUCGUCGCCGUCACCGGCUUCUUCACAGCCGCUUCGACCAGUUCGGAAAGGUACGGUUGUGGGUCUCGCCACGAAAAACGAUUUUGUUCAGGCGAGAAAAGCUCUCGCUGGGCAUCGACUCCCUGCUCGCCAUGUCGAUUCUGAUGAUGAUGGUGUCGGAACAAAUGCCGACGUCGUCCGAUUUCGUGCCGCUCUUCGGAAUCUUCUACCUCUCCAUCAUAUUUAUCAUCUUCAUAGGAACCCUCUUCACCGCCUUCAUCCUCAACGUACACCUCCAGAAGAUGUACUCGAAACCCGUUUCGCCCAUCAUCUCGUACAUUUUCUUCGGAAGGGUUUGUAGUGCAGUGCGAACAUUAUAAAUCUCAACAUUGCACUUUUGAAGAUUGCCCACUGGCUGCGAAUGCGUCCGCCGACAAUGUUGCUGGAAUUGUGGAAUGAAACGGGUGUAACUUUCGGAAAAGCCAUCAAGAAACCGAAACGAACAGAUCAGAAGAUCAAAAGUCUUCCGAAAGUGACAUCCUCCUCCUCGGGCUUGAAUCUUUUAAGGUCUUCCGGAAGUGGAAUGGCUCCACUGGCGGCUCCAAUUAGUGCCAGGUCUUACAUGUAAGUCUCGGAAAAGUACAAGACCCGAAUCGAAUGCUGACUUCAGAAGCAUGGACGAUAUGAAACGAGAAGCGGCGAGACGGAAUUGGCGAAGGCUCGUGCGGAAGAUCAACGCGAAUAAGGCGAAUCAGAACGGAGGAUGCAACGCUAAAAGUAUUAGAUUGCCCGUUUUUUCCAGAGACGUCCGCUACUUUCAGAUCCAGGCGGAGGGGAACGCGGACAGUUGCGGCAAGCGGCGCGGAAGAAGAAUGCGCCCGCGGCGAUUUCGGUUCCGCACGGAGAGCCAGGGCCUCUGAUGCUCAGCGCGUCGGCCAUCUCAGCGUUCUCAGUCACCGGCGACUCGACCAUUUUGGAGAGCAAGUUGAAGAGGAGGUGGGAAGGCCCUAGCAACUUUUAGGUCAAGGUUACAACCGAUCUUUCACUCUCUUGUACCCUUGCAGACUUUGCCGAUUUGAGAGGCCUGAGACCAACUUUCCGGGCGUUCAAAACCCCAGACCACUUCCACCUAUUUGCAGAUACGCUCUGGAAUGGGAGUACCUGGCGUCGGUGCUGGACCGUGUCCUUCUCAUCGUCUUCUCGCUCGUCGUCUUCUUCGUCACCUCGAUCAUGAUCCUGGUAGGAGAAGCUAUGCAUUUGUCCUACGAGCUUGCCGCUAAGGAGUUAUAG